AGGACAGAGCAGAUUAGACAACGAGGGGUGGGCUCUCAGGGACCCCCAGCCCAUUCUCCCCCUCCAUUCCAAAGGACAGAGAUUGUUUUUCUUGCUAACUUUUAGCAGAAAAAAAAUUAGAGGGAGAGAUAAAGGAGACGGCAGAAAGGUGACAGAUUAUUCAGGAGAGGCGCAGAGGAGAUCGGUGCGAGUCGCCAUGGGGACUCCCAGGGCCCAGCACCCGCCGCCUCCCCAGCUGCUGUUGCUAAUUCUGCUGAGCUGUCCCUGGAUUCAGGGGCUGCCCCUGCAGGAGGAGGAGGCACCGCCAGAACCUGGAAGUGAAAUCCCGACAGUAGCCUCGGAGGCCUUGGCGGAGCUGCUCCAUGGGGCCCUGCUGAGGAAAGGCCCAGAGAUGGGCUACCUGCCUGGAUCUGAUCCAGACCCCACACUAGGCACCCCUCCAGCUGGCCAGACUCUUGCAGCGCCCUCCCUGCCACGGGCCACUGAGCCGGGGACAGGGCCUCUGACAACGGCCGUAACCCCUAAGGGGGACAGGGGCGCAGGCCCCACCGCACCAGAGCUGCUGACCCCGCCCCCCGGAACUACAGCUCCGCCCCUUCCCGGUCCUGCCUCCCCUGGCCCACCCCUCGGGCCUGAGGCCGGAGAAGAGGAGACCACCACCACCAUCAUCACUACGACAACGGUCACCACCACAGUGACCAGCCCAGUUCUGUGUAAUAACAACAUCUCCGAGGGCGAAGGGCAUGUGGAGUCUCCAGAUCUAGAGAGCGCUGCCAGCCGCACCUCGGGGCUCCUGGACUGCACCUACAGCAUCCACGUGUACCCUGGCUACGGCAUUGAGAUCCAGGUGCAGACACUGAACCUGUCACGAGAGGAGGAGCUUCUGGUGCUAGCUGGCGGGGGUUCCCCAGGCCUGGCCCCCCGGCUCCUGGCCAACUCCUCCAUGCUAGGAGAAGGACAGGUCCUUCGGAGUCCAACCAACCGGCUGCUCCUGCAUUUCCAGAGCCCGCGGGCCCCAAGGGGCGGUGGCUUCCGGAUCCACUAUCAGGCCUAUCUCCUGAGCUGUGGCUUCCCUCCGCGGCCGGCGCACGGGGACGUGAGUGUCACGGACCUGCACCCGGGGGGCACAGCUGCCUUCCACUGCGACUCGGGCUACCAGCUGCAGGGCCAAGAGACCCUCAUCUGCCUCAAUGGCACCCGGCCAGCCUGGAGCGGUGAACCCCCCAGCUGCACGGCAUCCUGCGGUGGCAUGAUCCAUAAUGCGACACUGGGCCGCAUCGUGUCCCCUGAGCCUGGGGGAGCUGCAGGGCCCAACCUCACCUGCCGCUGGGUCAUCGAGGCUGCAGAGGGGCGCCGGCUGCACCUGCACUUCGAGCGGGUCUCACUGGAUGAGGACAAUGACCGGCUGAUGGUGCGCUCAGGGGGGAGUCCGCUGUCUCCAGUGAUCUAUGACUCCGACAUGGACGAUGUCCCGGAGCGUGGUCUCAUCAGUGAUGCCCAGUCCCUCUAUGUGGAGCUGCUCUCCGAGACUCCGGCCAAUCCCCUGCUGCUAAGUCUCCGGUUUGAAGCCUUUGAGGAAGAUCGCUGCUUCGCCCCCUUCCUGGCACAUGGCAAUGUCACCACCACAGAUCCUGAGUAUCGACCAGGGGCACUGGUCACCUUCUCAUGCCUCCCAGGAUAUGCCCUGGAGCCCCCUGGGCCCCCCAAUGCCAUUGAAUGCGUGGAUCCUACAGAACCCCACUGGAAUGACACAGAGCCAGCCUGCAAGGCCAUGUGCGGAGGGGAGCUGACGGAGCCAGCCGGCGUGGUCCUCUCUCCAGACUGGCCCCAGAGUUACAGCCCCGGCCAGGACUGCAUGUGGGGCCUGCACGUUCAAGAAGAGAAGCGCAUCUUGCUUCAAGUUGAGAUCUUGAACGUGCGUGAAGGGGACAUGCUGACACUGUUUGAUGGAGAUGGGCCCAGCGCCCGAGUUCUGGCGCAGCUCCGGGGACCUCAGCCCCGCCGCCGGCUCCUCUCAUCUGGGCCCGACCUCACGCUGCAGUUCCAGGCACCAUCUGGGUCCCCAAACCCAGGGCUGGGACAGGGGUUCGUGUUACACUUCAAAGAGGUUCCGAGGAACGAUACGUGCCCGGAGCUGCCCCCUCCGGAGUGGGGCUGGAGGACGGCGUCCCACGGAGACCUGAUCCGGGGCACCGUGCUCACUUACCAGUGCGAGCCCGGCUACGAGCUGCUCGGCUCCGACAUUCUCACCUGUCAGUGGGACCUGUCCUGGAGCGCAGCGCCGCCUGCCUGUCAAAAGAUUAUGACAUGCGCUGACCCCGGCGAGAUCACCAAUGGGCACAGGACCACGUCGGACGCCGGCUUCCCUGUUGGCUCCCACGUUCAGUACCGCUGUCUGCCGGGGUACAGCCUAGAGGGGGCCGCUGUCCUCACCUGCUACAGUCGAGACACAGGCACACCCAAGUGGAGUGACCGCGUGCCCAAGUGCGCCUUGAAAUAUGAACCCUGCCUGAACCCGGGGGUGCCUGAGAACGGCUACCAGACGCUAUACAAGCAUCACUACCAGGCGGGCGAGUCUCUGCGCUUCUUCUGCUACGAGGGCUUUGAGCUCAUCGGCGAGGUCACCAUCACCUGCUUGCCCGGCCACCCCUCCCAGUGGACCAGCCAGCCCCCACUCUGCAAAGUGGCCUAUGAGGAGCUCCUGGACAACCGAAAACUGGAAGUGACACAGACCACAGACCCAUCCCGGCAGCUGGAGGGGGGCAACCUGGCCUUGGCCAUCCUGCUACCCCUGGGCUUGGUCAUUGUCCUUGGCAGUGGCGUUUUCAUAUACUACACCAAGCUGCAGGGCAAAUCCCUCUUCGGUUUCUCGGGCUCCCAUUCCUACAGCCCCAUCACCGUGGAGUCAGACUUCAGCAACCCACUGUAUGAAGCCGGGGAUACACGGGAGUAUGAAGUUUCCAUCUGAACCCCAAGACUAAGGCUGCAGGACCCAGGACACCCCUCCCGCCUCAUUCUGGGCAGGGAGGAGAACAGGACUUGGUUUCUGGCUCUUUUCCUCCCUCCUGUGUAAAUAGCCCCCCCGUCCCACAAGGGGGUUCAAGGCCCUGGGGACCCCACAGUAAAUAAACCAGCAUCCCGCCGCCCAAAGCCGCCUCUUCUCAGUUGCCAAACAAUGGGCCUACCCCAUCCCCCCGACCAGCUUUUGGACCCCGGGAGGGCAUCUCAGCCCCCUUCAAUUCCUGGAGCCCCUCCAGCUUGGGUAUCCCACCAGGACUAGUCCUGAAAGCCCUGCUCUUCCCGUGGCUUGAUGGCUCCCCUCUUCCCAGAUGCCCUGGCUCCAGGCUGCUCUGUGGCCUGGGAAGGUCAGAGCCGGAAGAAGGGACGCUGGGACACGCCCGCUUCCUGCCAUCUCCCCACCCACCACCUUUCCACCUCUGCUGCUGGACUUUUGUUUUUGAGCAAUAAACAGAAAAUCACCACUUGUAACUGG
Molecule: messenger RNA, 3493 nt
Organism: Sorex araneus (European shrew)
Lineage: Eukaryota; Metazoa; Chordata; Mammalia; Eulipotyphla; Soricidae
Gene: SEZ6L2
Product: seizure related 6 homolog like 2
Exons: 18
Coding region: 197-2968 (923 amino acids)
Biological process (GO): synapse maturation
Cellular component (GO): endoplasmic reticulum; neuronal cell body
Source: RefSeq, a predicted model, not a curated record